UGUUUGCGCGACUCGGCCCCUCCUCUUUCCUUGUGGUGUGUUCCAUUCAGUCAGCGACGAGGAGUUCCGCGUGGAGGGUCCGCCCUGAGGCGGUGCAGCUGGUGGAAGGCCAGUGUUGUGCUGAGCCGCCUGAGGUCCCGGGAGGUCUGUUUGCGCUCGCAGGCUUACGUUAAAUAAUUGCCACCGGUGAUUCGAGUCACGUUGCCGACGUGCCCGUGUUCCGCCGCCCCCUGGACCUGGCGGCGGAAGCGCGUUCGGGAGCCUUUCUGUUUAGGCAACCAGGCAUCCUUCUUGAAGAAAAGAUAAAGGAAGACAGGAUGGUGGCUGACUGCCUGACAGGUUGCUAUCAGGACUCGGUGACCUUUGAGGAUGUGGCCCUGGACUUUACCCAGGAGGAGUGGGUUUUACUGGACCAGAGUCACAGAGAGCUGUACAGAGAGGUGAUGCUGGAGAACUACGAGAACCUGACCUCCGUGGGUGCAGGGGGUGAGCUAGUCAAGCCUAGUCUGAUCUCCUGGCUGGAACACAAGGGGUCCUGGAGGACGGAGCAGGGAGGAGAUGCCCCCGAAUGGAAAAUGCAACUUAGGAGCAGAGAGUCAACAUUUGAGCAAGGUGUUUUGACAGAACAAACUGCCAGUGAGAUACUAACGGCGGGCAUCCACGGUGCAGGGCAGCUUGGUGACCAGAAGCACUGGGGAGAAAUCUUAAGUGAACACUCCUAUUCCAAGACACACAUGACCACCCAAAGUUCAAGGAGCUCUUGUGACUCUGGCCAGGAUGGAAAACCCUUUUCUACUCUGAAGGUGACAGCUUCUACUGAACAGAAUUUUUCUGCAUUAAACGAAUGUGCAAUGGCCUACAGCGCAACUCCAAAUGCUGCUUUCCAGAGGAUGAGCAUGCAGCACAGAUCUUUCGGAUACAGUGACUGUCCCUUCCUUAGUAAGUCAUGCUUUCAGACACAUGUGAGAAAUCACAACGGUGAAAAGCUCUAUGAAUUCAAGCUAUUUGCAAGAGAUUGUCUGUGUUCCCAAAGUGGAGCUGUCCCUUUUCGAAUGUAUACUAUCAAAGCCUAUGAAUGUAAGGUCUGUGGGAAAGUCUUUGGGUAUUCCUCAAACCUUAACAGCCACAUGCGAACCCACACUGGAGAGAAGCCAUACGAAUGUAAGGUUUGUGGGAAAGUCUUUGGGUAUUCCUCAAACCUUAACAGCCACAUGCGAACCCACACUGGAGAGAAACUGUACGAAUGUAAGGAAUGCAAGAAGUCCUUUACAACUUCUUCAAGCCUAACAGAACAUUUCAGAAUUCAUACCGGAGAGAAGCCCUAUAAAUGUAAGGAAUGUGGGAAAGCCUUCACAAAGCGCUCGGGCCUUGCUACACAUGUGCAGACACACACGGCAGAGAAGCCGUAUGUGUGCAAGGCGUGUGGCAAAGCCUUCAGUGUUUCUUCAAACUUAACUGAACACUUCAGAAUUCAUACUGGAGAGAAGCCCUACCGCUGUGAGGAAUGUGGGAAAGCCUUCCAUGCUGCUUCCUACAUGCAUAAACAUGAAAGGAUCCAUACUGGAGAGAAAACCUACGAAUGCGAGGAGUGUGGGAAACUCUUCCACACUUCCUCCAAUCUACGGAAACAUGUACGAACUCACAGUGGAGAGAAACCUUACCAAUGUAAGGAAUGCGGGAAAGCCUAUAAAAGGUGUUACCUGCUGACUGAACACCUAAAAACUCACACGGUGGAGAAGCCCUUUGAAUGCAAGUUAUGUGGAAAAUCCUUUAGAAGUUCUGCCUGCCGGAAUAAGCACAUUCGAAUUCACACAGGAAUCAAACCCUAUAAGUGUCAGUACUGUGGGAAAGACUUCACUGUUUCUUCAAGUCUGACUGAACACAUACGAACUCACACUGGAGAGCGGCCUUAUGAAUGUAAGGAAUGUGGGAAAUCCUUCACCACAUCCUCGUGUCUGAUUGUUCAUAUAAGAACUCACACUGGAGAGAAACCCUACCAAUGUAAGGAGUGUGGGAAAGCCUACAAAAGGUGUUACCUGCUGAAUGAACAUGUGAAAACUCACACAGGGGAAAAGCCCUUUGAAUGUAAGGCAUGUGGAAAAUUCUUUGGCAAUUCCUCGUGCCUUAAUAAGCACAUUCGUAUUCAUGCUGGAAUAAAACCCUAUAAGUGUCAGUACUGUGGGAAAGCCUUCACCGUUUCCUCAAGCCUGGCUGAACACAUCAGAACACACACAGGGGAGAAGCCCUAUGAAUGUAGGGACUGUGGGAAAACCUUUACAACAUCAUCAAACCUAUAUCACCAUGUAAGAACUCAUGGUAGAGGAAAGCCCUGUAAUAUCAGGAAUGUGGGAAGGCCUACAGUAGGUUUUACCUACUAAGUGAGCAUUUAAUGACACAUUGACCAGCAGCCCUUUAAAUGGGAAGAAUGUCAAAAGUCCUUUAUGAAUUCCUUACAUGUCAGUUGUCACACUGGAAUUUAUACUGAUGGGAAAGCUAAUUAAUGUAAUCAUUGAGCAGCCUUUAGUUUUGGCGGAAUUUCAAAGACAGUGAAAUCUCUCUUCUCAAGACCCUCUGUGAAUUCAGUAAUCUCUAAGGUUAUUAGAGACUGAUCAGAAGGCAGCAUUCUAAGGACUCACUUUUGGUAGGCCUGGUGGUGCAUGCCUGUAAUUUCAGCACUUGGGAGGCUGAGGCAGAAGAAUCACUGAAAGUUUGAGGCCAUCCUGGGCUAUAUAUUGAGUUAAGGCCAGCCUGAACUACAUAGUGAGACUCUGUCUCAAAAAAAAAAAAAAAAAACAAACGAAAAAACUUACCCUGGAGCGAGAUGAUGUAACAAAUACAAAAAAACCUCUCAGUGUUUCCUGGAGAUUUAAUAAAUGUGUCAGGUCUUGUAGUAGAGAGGAACUCUGUUGAUGUGCAAGAUGUUGAAAAGUUGUAAUUCUGCUAAAUACUUUGAUGUUCACUUGUGAUAUCAAGGUGGAAAAACAAUUUUUUUUAAGGUAAGGAAGGGUACAGAAUCAAUUCAUAUUUUUAUUGUAGUACAACAAACUGAACUCGGGGCCUUAUGCACACAAGCAAGCACUCCACCAGUAAGCUACAUGCCAAGACCCUUUUAUUUUGAGAUGGGGCCUCAGUUGCCCAGGCUAGCCUCAAACUUGGAAUUCUGCCUCAGCCUCUCCAGUAGGCGGGACUCUGCUUCAAAGUUGUUUCCUACAUGUCAUUCCACAAACUCAUAACAUGGAGGUCUGCAACAAGACAAAAAGUGUUCCUAACAGAGGAACAGCAUCUCUGUUUCAUGAAAUCUUGGAUGCUGACAAUGGAUAUAGCCUUCUGGAUGAUGUUUCUUGGUUGUUUUGUUUUUGGUCUUUUUCAAACAGAGUCUCGCUGUGCAAUUCAGGCUGGGCUUCAGCUCACUUUGUAGCCCAGGCUAGUCUGGAACUUGCAACAAUCGUCCUCCAUCAGCCUCCAAGUGCCCCCAUGCCUGGCUUGGAUGGUCUGUUUUGAAUAUUUGUGAUUCUUUCCUGGUUAUAUAAGUCAGUCUUGUGUAGUGACAAUAUUCAGCUCAAGUUGCUAUACCUUACAAGUUGCACCUGGUCAAAAAUGAUACUAAGGGCAUGAAUGUAUCUUUCUGCCUGUAGGAUUAACCCAUAGCCCUAAAGUACACCCCCGAGUUCCUUUUACAAGUGUAGAUUCUGUAGGGUUUGUCUUAAAGAUGAGUCAUCUGCAGAAGCUCACAGCAACCAAGUUUUGAAUCUGAUUCAGCUAUCAAAUUUGUUACAUUGUCCUUGUUUCAGAUUAAAGACCAGGGCCUGCCAGGAGUGAGAGAGAGGCUGAGUGAAAGCUGGUGGGGAGAGACCUCACUUUCAUGAUCAUAGAAAAGACAGCCACACUCUUUAUUCUUCACACUGGGAAUCCCAGUAACAUUAGACAAACACAGGAAGGGAGCGAGGGUCUUAAAGUUUCUUUUUCUCUAGAUCUGUUCCACAAAUUGGCAAAACUUUUUUUUUUGGGGGGGGGGGGAGGUACCAGGGCUCGAACUCAGGACCUCGUGCUUGCAAGGCAGGCAUUUAUGCUGCUGAGCUACAUCCCCAGACCUGGCGAAACAGUCUUUGAAUCAAGCAGAAACUCCAGCUGACAGUAGUAACCGCCUCUGAUUUGUCCUUCCAUAUUCUAUGGAAACAAAAACUAAACAAGUCUGAUGGCGCAUACCUAUAAUUCCAGCACUCAAGAGUCUGAGGCAGGAGGAUUGCUAUGAGUUCAGGACCUGCCUGGGCUACAUAAUGAGUCCAAAGCCAAUCUAUAAUGGAGCACCCUGUUUUUAAAAAUUACAUAUAUAUACACACAUACAGAUUGUCCUAUACCAUGUUUCUUGGUGCUGGAAAUCAUGAUGACACUUUGCAGUCUCAGUGGUCAAAAUAAUUAUAUAUAGCUGGGUUAUGAAUUAUGUUGUGAUGGCCAUAAGAGCUGUUUGGCAGCUAUCAACCAGUGCACUAUAACCCAAAACAAGGCAAACAUUAAAUCCUGAACAGAAGGGACCUGCACACCUUUUGUUUUUAUUUUCUAAAGAGGAAGAAAACCAGAAAAAUCAAAUAGCAAAAAAAAUGAAACAGCAGUAGCGAUACAGGAUUUCAAAACAAGAUGAUUGGAAUUUAAUGGUGGUUAUAUUGUAUAUUGUUACCUUCAAAAUAGUUGCUCAGGUUACCAGAUACACAAAUAAACCACAAUAAAACACAACAAAACAACAGAUUUCAAAAACAAGGAAACCCCCCACUGUUGCUAUAAUGCAUUUAGUUAUCCUUCAAAUAAAUGCUCAAGACUACCAGCUUUACACCUGCAAAGUCAAUAAAAUAAUACAAGAAUUAAGGAGGGGCCAAGGUUUGGUUCAGUUUUUGUUUUUUUACUUCAGCUGCUAUCAUCUCAGCCUGAGUUCCUCCGAAUCAGCCAAACCAGCUGCUCGGGGAGGGCAGCCUUGUUACUUUCCUUGUCUCCCAGCCUGUGCACCACUUGGCUCACAGGAAGGUCUUGUGGGUUGGCUUGUUGGUUUUCCUCCCAGCCUGCAUGGCUGCCUCAGUUGCAGGAAGGCCUGAUGAUCUGAAAUAAGAUACUCCCUGGGAACCCGUUCGGAGCUUCCUAUUAGCAUAUGUGGAUUGUGGGUGAAGUAUGUACUGCAGGCUUGGCUCACCGUUGACUUUAAACUCGUGCUGAUCAUAUUGACAAAUGACAGCCUGGUGUCACAGCCCACUUUUCUCCCUGCUCCCUGUCACAGCCCACUUUUCUCCCUGACUUUCCUCUCUCCAUUGGCGAUGAAUUCAGAUUCAUCAGACCCUCUUCUGUAGACUGUCCAUGGGCCAGAGCUCUUUGGGCACAAAAUGUACACAAAAGCAUUGCUUUGGUAUUUGGGGUUUUGUGUAUGCCUAGCUUACUACUGUGCUGCCCAUGUCUUAGUUACUUUUCUCAUUGCUGAGACAAACUACCUGACACCCAAAGUUAAAGGAGGAAAGGUUUAUUUGUUCACAGUUUGUAGAGGUUUCAGUCCAUUAUUGGCUGGCUCCAAGUCAGGGUGAUGUGGUAGAGGGACAUCAUAGAGGAGAAAUAGUCCACAGCGAGCUGACAGGACAGCAGAAGCACACCAGCCACCAGCCCCUUUGAGUUCUUACAACUUAUCCAGGACCCUCACCCUUAGUUAGGGUGGGCAGCUUCACACCCUUAGUCCCGGUGCCCUUAAUCCCAGCAUCACACACACUACAGCCAGCCACCUCUGAGAAAGCCCCAAUUAGGACCCCCACGGGUUAGAGUGGGCAUCGAAAUAGCCAUGACCACCUAUGGUUUUAAUGUAAUCUCGGCCAAAACGUACAGCUCUGUGCCCCGUGUCCAGCAAGGAAGUUUGAAGGGGGUACUCCUCCAGGUACUAUCUGAAAAUUGACAGAUGUUUUCCGUUUCCGCAGGAGACUACCAAACACUGACACCUCACAGGGAAGACUGCUGUCUUCUUGGUGCCUUUUAGUAGUCCUUACCGAUGUCCAUGUUGUCUUACUCAUUCCUAUCGAAUUCAAAGAAAACCAUUUAUUUUUAUGUUUUUCUAGUGCAUGAGUUUAUAACCUCAAACAAAAUUACAGAGCUGUCAUCUUAUCCUCACACAUCCUUGUAAUACUUUACAACACUGCAGAGAUAUAGUUAUUCAUGGUAUCUUUGUUUUUGAUCAAUAUGUGUAUUGAAGAGCCUGGUUAUAGCUAGGCCUACAAAUAUCUUUCUACUUACCUUCUUGUUACUCUCGUAAUAAAGUGUUCUGUGGGA
This is a messenger RNA of Cavia porcellus (domestic guinea pig), 6291 nucleotides long. RefSeq names its product zinc finger protein 121. The record is from RefSeq and is a predicted model, not a curated record. NCBI's taxonomy places the organism in Eukaryota, Metazoa, Chordata, Mammalia, Rodentia, Caviidae. Gene Ontology annotation, biological process: regulation of DNA-templated transcription.